CACUUCCGGUUAUUUUUUUCCACUCACGCUCUUUCAUGAACGGUGGAUCUCCGAUACGAUAGGCAGUUUGAAGAGUAAGACGGAGAAUAACCCGAGCAACAAUGUUUAAACUGGAAGGACUCGGACCUAAAAUGGACCCAGAGGAGAUGAAGAAAAAGAUGAGACAAGAUGUCAUUUCGUCUCUACGAAACUUCCUUAUUUACGUCGCCCUUCUCAGAGCCACUCCAUAUGUGUUAAAGAAGCUGGACAGUAUAUGAGCAGCGCAGGUGUUGCUUGCCUACCAUCAUCUGAGAGUUUCCCCACAGAAGACAGGAUGGACCAAGAGCAGCAGACAGCAGGGGCUGUUACAGCAGAUCAUUUGACGCUGCCCUGCACCUGAGGAAGCAUCUUGUUCUCAUUUUUAGUCUUCUUGUUGUCAUGUGUUUGCUUCUCCAGUUCAACAUGAUGUGAAAUGUAAAGUUUGAUUGUAUGUUCACACAAUGAUGGGGGGUUUUUGUUAUAGGUGUGCCACUUUACAGCAAAUCUUUGUCCGGCAUUUGUUUGAUGGAAAUUGUCAAAGAACUGGAAAGUUUCAGUGCUGCAUCAAAAAAUUUGCUCUGUCACUGCACAGUUUUGAAGAUUUUCAUAAACAGGUUAUUGCUUCUUAAUGCCACCAUGACAUCACUGAAAAUAAAAAGUAAACAAAG
This is a messenger RNA of Cheilinus undulatus (humphead wrasse), 686 nucleotides long. RefSeq names its product translocase of outer mitochondrial membrane 5 homolog (yeast) (gene tomm5). Gene Ontology annotation, cellular component: mitochondrial outer membrane translocase complex. Bases 102 to 257 code for a protein of 51 amino acids. The transcript is spliced from 2 exons. NCBI's taxonomy places the organism in Eukaryota, Metazoa, Chordata, Actinopteri, Labriformes, Labridae. The record is from RefSeq and is a predicted model, not a curated record.